Penicillium atrosanguineum is the source of this 1476-nucleotide messenger RNA. RefSeq names its product DUF895 domain membrane protein. NCBI's taxonomy places the organism in Eukaryota, Fungi, Ascomycota, Eurotiomycetes, Eurotiales, Aspergillaceae. Bases 1 to 1476 code for a protein of 491 amino acids. The record is from RefSeq and is a predicted model, not a curated record. The transcript has 3 exons.
AUGGCAAGCUCCGAAAAGGCCACUUCACCGAAAGAUGAAGAGGUUAGUCGUGACUCCUUUGAUACUCCCACUGUUGGGCAACAGCAAGGUAAGAGCAAUUCUUCAUUCUUUGAGACUACCCCUUCAUCAAUUGGGAACAUCCUGACAAGGAACGCAGUAAAAUGGUACCGCUCAACUUUCUACAAUGCCCUCAUCCUGGGACUCUGCAAUCUUCUUGCCCCUGGUAUCUGGGGUGCCAUGAACUCCUUAGGUGGAGGAGGCGAGGAGAAACCGUAUCUUGUCAACGCCGCAAACGCCCUCACGUUCGCACUCAUGGUAGUCUCAUGCUUCUUUUCCAGCAUCUUCGUGCGAUUCAUUGGGAUUAAAUGGACUUUGAUUGUGGGAACAAUGGGGUACGCGCCAUACGCAGCGGGGCUAUAUGUGAACAACCGAUUCGGCGACCAAUGGCUGGUGCUCCUCGGUGCAGCACUGUGUGGUUUGUCGGCGGGUAUCUUCUGGGCGGCUGAAGCAGCUAUCGCACUCGCAUACCCUGAGCCCUAUAACCAAGGGCGAUUCUUGGGCUUCUGGCUCAGCUUUCGUGUUGGAGGACAGAUCCUCGGAGGUGCCAUUAGUUUGGGAAUCAAUGCUCAUCGUGCGACCGCGGGCAGUGUUUCAUAUGCUGUAUACCUCGUCUUCAUUGUGCUUCAGGCUUUAGGGCCCUUUGCUGGUUUGCUUUUGAAUAACCCGUCCCAAGUCCAGCGAAAGGAUGGUGUCCCCGUUCAACUUCAAGUCACCAAGGGUGUCGGGUAUGAAAUGCGGGCUAUGUUGAAGCUCUUCGUCAGUCGCAAGUUUCUCCUCGCUAUCCCGUUCAUCUGCCAGGCGGUCUACACGGAGGCUGUCAUGUUCUCAUACGAGGAUUUGUGGUUCUCGGUGCGCUCAAGAGCUCUGGGUUCCCUCUUGUCUGGUGUGGUUGCUUUGAUCAUUGGGAACCUGCUGGGUACAUUCCUUGACAACAAAUCGAUAUCACUGAAGACGCGAAGUCGGUCUGCAUUCAUUUUUGUUGUGGCUUGGCAAGGUAUGUGCUGGAUAUGGGCAUCGGUGGUAACUACAGAGUUCAACAAGAUGGGCCCUGUGUAUGACUGGGUCGACCCUGGCUUCGGAAGGGCCUUUGCUCUUUUCAUUUUCUGGGUUGCUGGGUUUCAACUCAAUUACAUGUACCUAUUCUUCCUCGUCGGAAACCUGGCCGAUGAUCAUGAGGAAGUUGUUCGAAUUGCGGGCUUACUGCGAGGGACCGAGUCUGCCGCCCAGUGUGUUAGCUACGGCCUCAGCAGCGUAUCUAUUAUGGCUUCCGUCGGAAGCGUUUAUCUCAACUUUGGCCUCUGGGCAAUCGCUAUUCUGCCAGCGUGGCUCAUUGUUCGACAAAUCGGGCAUGCAUUCGGGGAUAAAAAGAUUGACAGGGAGACUCGUGCCUUGCGGGAUGCUUCUGACAAUGAGUAA